GCGCCACUUCUCCUAUGGCUGCGGACUGGUCUUCGGCGCGCCGGGCGUGGGAGAAGUGGACCGGGAAGCACGUCGGCUCUUCCGGGAUGCCAGUUAAGGCGGCGCUGCUUCUCAACUACGACCCGACCGGACCAUCUCGCCUCCUCCCCAUCAUAGCAGAGCAAGAGGGAGCAAGAUUUACAGCGGUUGAUCUGCAACCGUUCAUGGAUUUCUUUAGAAGGAAUAAUCUGCAGACGGAGUUCUUCUCUAUUGGGCCAAACCAAUAUUUAGUCACCUCAAUCCAUGAGCACUGGUUUUGUGCCCGUUGUGUCAACUCAGCAAAACAAGAGGGUGAAGGAGUUCUGGUUAUGCAGAUUGGAGCUUACUUAUUGGUAUCUAUGUAUGAUGGUUCACUUGGUUCGGCUUCACAAGCAAUGAUGGCUGUCGAUCAGUUUGCAUGGCACUUUAACCGGAGAACACAUUAACUGCUAACUUGUACUACUACAGUACCUCUGUUCUAUUUUAAUCGACGCGGGCACGUGCGUAUGUAAGCUACACCCUCUACACCACUCAGCGUCAAAUUGAUCCGAUCGGAAGGAGUAUUAGCUUGUGGUUUAGUAUGAACCUACUUAUUAUUCGGAAUCAUGAUCUGAAAAUACAGUGUCUGACUUGACACAAUGAUAUUAGUAGGUUCUUAGUGUAAUAACUAAGAUUCUCCUAAAUGUAGCUGAAUGUAAUU
This is a messenger RNA of Lolium rigidum, 718 nucleotides long. RefSeq lists its product as uncharacterized. Gene Ontology annotation, molecular function: actin binding. The record is from RefSeq and is a predicted model, not a curated record. NCBI's taxonomy places the organism in Eukaryota, Viridiplantae, Streptophyta, Magnoliopsida, Poales, Poaceae. The transcript is spliced from 5 exons. Bases 15 to 464 code for a protein of 149 amino acids.